GUGACCACCCGCAGUCUUCCUUCUGGUCGGACCGCGCGGCGCAGCUUCCGCUUCCGGCGCUGGCUGGCCCGUCAUGGCGGCGCCCAAUGAGGGAAGGGAGCGGAGGGCUUUCGGAAGGCGGCUCCUCACCGACCCUGCCCGGCUUUUCCAGCACAACGCCUGGGAUAAUGUGGAAUGGUCAGAAGAGCAGGAAGCCAGUGCCAGGAGUAAAGUUCAAGAAAACAGCUCGCAACUAUUGCCACAAGAUAAACAAGAGGAAUAUGAGGUGAAUGCUAAGAAAUACUGGGAUGACUUCUAUAAAAUCCACGAAAAUGGCUUCUUCAAGGACAGGCACUGGCUGUUCACUGAAUUUCCUGAGCUAGUGCCUCACAGGAUCUCAAGUCAAAAUAGAGAUUCUGUGCAUGGAUUUAGUGACACAGAAGAAUCCAAAAAAGAAGGGCUGGGAAGCUGUGAAAAUUGCCAUUGCUCAUUGGAAACCAGGACAGAGAAGCAGUUAAACCUGGUAAAAAGCCCACCUGAAGGCCACACGGAGGAGUUGGCUGCACAGAAACACAGUGAGCUGAGUCAGUGUGAUGGGCAUUACCCAGGAUCAGCUGCAUCUUACCGGAUAUUAGAGGUUGGCUGCGGGGCUGGGAAUACAGUCUUCCCAAUUUUACAAACCAACAAUGACCCAGGCUUGUUCGUUUAUUGCUGUGAUUUUUCUACAGCAGCUGUGGAUCUUGUCCAGAACAAUGCAGAAUAUGAUUCUUCUCGCUGCUUUGCUUUUGUCCAUGACCUGUGCAAUGACCAAAGUCCUUUCCCAAUGCCAGAGGAGAGUCUUGACAUUGUUAUUCUUAUCUUUGUCCUCUCAGCAAUUCUCCCAGAGAAAAUGCAGUGCAUUGUGACCAGACUGAGUCGCCUUCUGAAACCAGGGGGAAUGAUCUUGUUGCGAGAUUACGGCCGUUAUGAUCUCGCCCAGCUUCGGUUUAAGAAAGGUCAAUGUCUGUCUGAUAACUUCUAUGUAAGAGGUGAUGGCACCAGAGUUUACUUCUUCACACAAGAUGAAUUAGAUCAUCUGUUCACCACAGCUGGGCUGGAAAAAAUCCAGAAUCUGCUUGAUCGGCGAUUGCAAGUGAACCGUGGGAAACAGAUGACGAUGUAUCGGGUGUGGAUCCAGUGCAAGUACUGCAAACCCACCACCCUCCAGCCAUGAGGCAUGUGGACUUUGGGCUGGAGCCUCUUCAUCUCCUCCUGGUGACAUGUGUGUGAUGCCAUUCUGCACACCCAUGACCUCAGUGCCUUGUACCAUGCCUGACACCACUUCAAGUGAGUUUUGCUAAGGAUGAAUGCCCUGAGAGUAGAGCAAGCAUUUUAGAUGUCAUAGAAUCACAGAAUAUACUGAGUUGGGAAGGACCUGUGAAGAUCAAGUCGAACUCCUGGCCCUGCACAGGACACCCCAACAAUCCCACCCUAUCCCUGAAAGCAUUUUCCAAACACUCCUUGAGUUCUGGAAGCCUUGGGGCAGUAACCCAUUCCCUGAGGAACCAGUUCAGUGCCCAACCACUCUUUGUGGGAAGAACCUUUUCCUGAUAUCCAGCUUAACCCUCCCUGGACACAGCUGCAGCCAUUUUCUGGAGUCCUAUCCCUGGUCAGGAGAGUGAAGAGGUUGGUUCCUGCCCCUCUGCUGUCACUCAGGAGGAUGUUGAAGAUGCCAGUGAGGUUCUGACCUCAGUCUCCUCUUCUCCAGCUGAACAGACCAAGUGCCCUCAGCCAGUCCUCAUAUGUCUUCCCCUCAAUGCCCUUCACCAUUCUCACGGCCCUUCUCUUGAUGGUCUCUAGUGGCUUAAUGUCUUUUUUAUAUUGCGGUGUCCAAAACUGCCCCCAGCACUUAAGGUGGGGCUGCCCCAAAGCAGAGCAGGACAAUCCCCUACCUGACCAGGAAUGCUUUACCUAAUGCCCCAGGACACAGAUGUCCUUCCUGGCUGCCCGGACAGUACUACCUCAUGUUCAGCUUGCCAUGGACCAAGACUCCCAAGUCCCUUCCUGCAGCUGCUCUCAGCCUCAUUCCCCAGUCCGCCCACACAUCUAGUCUUGCCCCUUCCCACAUGCAGAAUCCAGCACUUUCCCUUGUUGAACUUCCCACAAUUGGUGAUUGCCCAUUUCUCUGAUUUGUCAUGGUUUCUCUGGAGGCCCUCUCUGCCCUUGAAAGACUCAACAGCUCCUCCCAGUUCAGUGCAGACAGCAAAAUUCCUAAGUUUUCCUUCAAGUCCUGCAUCCAGGUCAUUAAUGUGGAUGUUGAAGAGCACAGAUUUGAGAAGGGUGCCCUUUAAGUGUCAUGCUACGGGUCUGCAUUUUAAAAAUUAUUUAUGGUUUUAACCUAAGAGAUGGUCUUGGUGUCUUACCGCAGCUGAGCAAGGUGAAUAGUUACUUGCUCAUACUCUGGAUUUCCAUAUGAAACAGGAGAGCUCUGACCUUAUUUCUAUCUUGUACUCUUGUCUUGGCAACAAACAUACAAAGGAUAAACCUGCUCUUCUCUGCAACUGCUUGCUGAUAUGAAUCCAUUAGCCAGCUUAUCUCGUGCAGCUAUUUCCUAGUCAUUCAGGUGUAUGCUAGUACAUUGAUCUGAGGGCAGGAACUGAGAGUAUGUAAGUCUCUCUGUACUAGCUUUCCCUGGAUGAUUUAAGGUGUGGAAAAAGCAAAUGAUGCUGUUCUGCCCAUCCACAAGGAUAUCCUCCCAGAGAAUCUGCAAAUAAUAGCUCAGAUGCUAUAAAUUACUCUCAGGCAGGGUUCAGGUUUUCAAAAGUUUGCGGCUGAUGCCGAUUUUAGGGCACCUUCAGAGUGCAGCAGAUCAGAAGCAGCUAACAGGACUAGGGUUUAUAAAUAGUUAUCUGCUUUUCCUGCUGGCUGCAGCUCCCAGGUUACAAACUGCUCUGCCAUGGGGAUGUGCUAAAUCAAAACAUGAGACACUUUCUUUAAUCCGAAAUCUCCAGGAGGUUUAAUUUUUGCACUGUAGUUUAAUGUCUUAAGAGGAAGCCACCACUGUGGCUUUCAGAAGGGAUUUCCCUGUCUUUGACAGCAAAUACCUUUUAUCUCAGCUUGUUUUCUUCUGUUAUUUUUAAGUGUAGUACAACAGAUACUAGAAUAAGUUUCAUGCUUUUCAGUGUUGGUUUGAUUCAUGUAAAUCAUGCUUGCAAAAACUGUAGCAAUGGGGAACAAAGUGACAUGGACCCCCUUAUGCAUCCAAAGGAGAUGGCUUUAUGGUAGAAAUCGCCCCUUUUUUAUACCUUUAAUCUCCACCUGACAUGACUAAAACCAAACCGAGGCCUAACAGAACUUAAUGGAAAGAAGGUACCCAUUGGCUGGCUCAUUGCAGUGCUGCUGUCCACACAUCCUAUCACCCAAUCAGCUUCCUGCUCAUACACUGUCCACGCUUUCCUCCAGACAAUCACAACCUCACUUCCAGCUGUCACUCAGCUGACUCUCUCCUCACUCAUAACUGCCUCUCACCCCUCAACCAACUUCUACUGUCCAGCCUCCUGCUGUGCCUUUCCCACAGGGCCUUCUGGUGAGCAUAAGCCUUAGGAACUUUAACAAUUAUACCCACAUCUCCCUGCCUGCUUUGUUUUUAUUAGGCAACAAAAACCUACUAGAAAAAACCUAAACAACUCCUAAAACAUUAAUAACUGUGACAACCAUAAUAACUAUAAAAACUUUUCAAAAACUGUAACAUGCUUAUAACAUAGCAACUAUAUGCACAUGGAAUCAGAAUGGUGCAACAAAAGGUUGCACUCACCUUGAUGGGAUCCACUCUACCUAGUGGCCUGUGGAGACACAGACAUAACCUCUUCCCCAUGUCAUUAAGUCCAGGGGUCCUUUCCAUUGUCCAGUUAAUUUACUAUUUACCAUUAAAUUUUAUUUUACUAAAGGCCUUUACCAUUACUGGAGGUCUUAGAUGAGUCUUUGUGUUGAAGGAAUACUGUCUCUCACAUGCAGUUUUUCCCAUCUCAUCCCAAUUUAAAAAAAUUCAGGACGUAUAAGGCUUUAGCUAGUCUGCCAUGAGGACACCCCAACUCCCCCUCCUUUUGUUUUCCAAGCAUGGUUUUAAGGGUUCUGUGGGCAUGCUCGGCGAUAGCUUUCCCUGUGGGAGAGUGGAGAAUGCCCAUAUGCUGAAACACACCCCGUUGCUGCAAGAAGUUAGCAGCUCGCUCUGAGGUGUAGGCAGGUCCGUUGAUGGUGUCAGGAAGGCCCAGAGUGGUGAAACAGGUGCGCCAGUGCCGGGUGGUAUCACAGGCCUUCUCUCCGCUAUGAGAAGUUGCCAUUAGAAAAUGGGAAUAGGUGUCAAUAGAAACAUGAACAUAUUUCAAACGACCAAACUCUGGGAUAUGGGUAAUACCAGUUUGCCAGGUGGAGUUAGCUGUUAAACCUCAGGGAUUAGUACCUUCUGAUAAAGGAGCAGGAGCAGUCCCACAACAGGAGGGACAAGACAACAGGAUAUCAUGAGCCUGUGAGGAGGUCAAUUGAAAUUGUUUGCGAAGAGAAUGAGCAUUCUGGUGGAAAAAGUCAUGAGAUAACUUGGCUUGAGUAAAAGUAUUUGGUACCACACCUGUCAUCACAGUAAUAUCUGCAUAGUUACUACCUUCUGCAAUAGGCCCAGGUAAACCUGUGUGGGAGCAAACAUGUAACACAGAAAAAUCAUGCUGCUGGCUGUUAAUCAAAGUCCACAGUGUUCUUAACUCUGUAAACAAAAGAUGGUUAUUAACAUGCUUUAAAUAUGAAGAUUCUAAACAGAAUGCAACAUUGGGAGCAUAUGAGGAAUCAGUUAUGAUGUUAAGUGGUUCCUUUGGAAAUAACUGAAAGUCAUAUCAGAUAGCAGCCAAUUCUAAAAUUUAUACGGAAGCAUCUUUUAACAUUAAUACCAUUUUAUGCCACUGGGCAGAGUCACCUCCACGCCAAAUCACUGCAGUUUUGUUGGUUUUGCUGGAUGUGUCUGUAAAAACAGUUGGUCCAUUGACAGGGGGUCAUGCUGCAGUGACGCUUUGCGUACAAGGGGAGGUUACCUGUCUCUGUCUAUAAACAAUGGGAUAAUGGAUAGAUAAUUGUCCAGAAAAAUCUGCAAGUUCGAUUUGAAAGUUAGUGUCUUCUGAUAGUAACCUUGUGAAAUUUCUUGCCAUGUCUUUACUUGCAGGCAUGUAAAUGGUAUGUGGAUCUUGGCCGUUGAGAGUUUGUAGUCACUCUUUGCCUUUCUUAAUUAAAUUAGAGGACAUAUCAUUAACAGUCCACACAGUCCUUGUUGCUGUGAGGUAAGAAUAACCAUUCUAACACACGUAAAGGGUCUUUAUCAUUAACAAACCAUUAAAACAAAGCAGCAAAAUGUUGAAAUUUGCCAGCAGUUAUAACAAGGUACACAGAUUAAUCAGGAUCCCACCUCCAAUUUUAUCAGUUUUCUAGUGCUUGAACACAGUGUGCAAAGGCAGUUUUAGUUUCUGGGGUCAGCUGUUGAAGCAAAUGUGGUUAGGGGUUUCCUCUGAGUAAGUCAAAAAAAGGGUGUAAAAGUUCUGUAGAUAGACCCAAAACAGGAUGCAACCAAUUUAAGGAACCUAGGAGUUUGUGUAAUUCAUUUAAAGUGAGGAUGUCUUUAACACAAAGCUGUAAAGGCUGAGGGCUGAUGGUCUGUUGAGUAAUUCUCCACCCCAGAUAAUGCCACAGGGACUCAUGUUGCAGCAUUUCAAGUGCCACGAGGAGUUCUGCCUUUUGAAUUGCCUGUGUGACAACUACCUGGAUAGAACAUAAGAUGGAUUGAUUGUGAGCUGCAAGUAAAAUCUCAUCCAUAUAAUAUAUAUGGUUGCAGCAGGAAAUUUAUGAUGGACAGUCUGUAGGGCAAGAUUGACUACACUUUGGCAUGUAGUUGUACUGUUACAUAUGCUUUGUGGUAACAUGGUCCAAAGAAAUCUUUUCAUUGUUUCUCCAUGAUUCAAGGUAGGGACAGAAGAGGCAAACCAAGGUGCAUCAUUAGGAUGUAAAGCGAUGGUAAAAAAAAAGUCUGUUAGACCUAAAAUUAAUUAAGAGUCAAUUGAGGGGCAUCAUUGUGGGUGAUGGAAGCCCUGGCUGCAGAGGCCCUGUGGGUUCAAUAACUGCAUUUACUGUCUGUAGGUACUCCAAUAAUCACCACUUCCCAUUUUGCUUAGGUAUACAGAAUAUAGGGGCAUUCCAGGGGCUUGAAGAUGGGCAGAUAUUGCUUAAGGACAAUUGCUCUUCCACAAGCUGUUUUGAAUUGAGUAACCGUUCCUUUCAUAGGGGCCAUUGGUUGAUCCACACAGGGUCUUCAGUCUGCCAUGUGAGUUUACAUAUGUCCAGUAUUUGAUUUUGGAAUGGUUGAUCAAUGGCCCCUAUGAAAAAAGGUUCUCCAGUGAGGUUGAGUCUAUUUGUAUGAUUAUUCCAAAUUGUCCCACAACAUCUCUUUCCCGUAGUGUGGAUGGUAUAGAGGCAAUGAAUGGGGCAAAUCCAGGCAGUUUGCCUAUCAGAGCCAAGGACAAGCCGAAGGUGAGCACUUGGUCUAGGGUGCUGCAUUCCUCCUACCCCAGUUAGGGUCAGUGUGGGGCUGAUUGUCGGCCAAAUACUAAGCCAUUGGUUGCUUUUAUAAUAGAGAUAUCAGCUCCAGUAUCAACAAGCCCUUUAAAAUUUUUGCCAUCUAUACUGCAAAUUAAGGUUGCCUGAGCUGUUGUAAUAGAGCUUGUCCAGAAAACCUGUGGCUGACCUGUGCUACCAAAGUUGUUUGUGCCAUGUUUACCCUUGCCACUAGGGGUUUUGUUGGAAAAGGGAAUAAGUUGUGCUAUAUAUUGACCUGCAGGUGUAAAGAAGGGUGGCACAGGAGUCCAUAGCAUAAUCUGUGUUUCUCCUUUAUAAUCCGAAUCAACAACUCCAGGUAGUACAAAAAGUCCCAAUUUAGUGGCAGAGAAAUGCCCUAUUAGCAAAGCAUGGAUGUUUUUACCAAGGGCUCCCCACACUCCAGUAGGAACUAUGUGCUCUGAAGAUGUCAUAAGAGUUACUAAUUCUCUGGAGGCAAGGUUCAGCCCUACACUUCUGUGGUUGCAGGCAGGAGUUUGCUUUGUCAAAUGUUUUGCCUUGCAUUUUUUUAAUUCUCUGGGGUGCACAGACCUGCCCCCUGCCAGAAGCUUUCUGGCUGCGUAGCUUUCCCUUUUACAGGGUACUGGGAGCAGCAUUCAACAGCCCAGUGCUUCCCUCUUCCACACCAAGGACAAUCUAUAGGUGGUAUUUUUAUCCUGUCCCUUUGUUGAAGGCAAUCCUUUUUAAAAUGAUCCAUGGAACUGCAUUUAAAACAACCCCCCGCCUGCAUGUCCAAAACCUGGAAGUGUGCAGCUAAAGCUGCUGCUUAAGAGUUAGUAUUAUAAGCAGUAGUUCCCACAUUUUGGCAUGCUCUAACCAUAUCUGCUAUGUCACAAGUAUGCGAGUUUCGAAAAGUGAGCAAUGCUUUUCUAGGCAUAUCUUCAUGAACGAAGAAUGUCUUCAUUUGCAUUUGUGAAAGCAAGCUGCCGCAACAGAAAAACUCUGGCUUCAUCAUUAUCAAGUUGCCAGGAGGGCACGGCUUGUAGUCUGUCCAGGAGCUACACAAACGACUCCUCCAGACCCUGUAAAAUCUUAGCAAACAACAUGUUAGAAUUGAUACCCAUCCCUGGGAGUCACCACGGUGCUUGCAAAACUAGGUGGGUGACGAUGUCAUACACAUGACACGGGUAGCCUGCCUGUGCUGUAGGGACUGCAAGAGCACCCGCCCUGGUCAGCUACAAUGACAAUUGGUGGAUUCUGUCUCACAGCACUUCCGCCUGAGUUGUACACAGUUCUCAGUAUUUGAUUAGCCAGACUGAAAACUGCACUGCUGUUAGAAUAAUUUUCAUUAUGCUUUUCUAGUCAUGGGGUAUGAGGACAAACGCAGUACUGAGGUAGUUUAGGGCAUAAUGGGAAGAUAUGCCCCUUUCUUUUACUAGCAUCCUUGGUUCUUUAAUUACUUUAUAGUCUAGCUCCCGGUACACUGGUGUUCUUUUGACGCAUAUAUUGCUGGGCAGGCUGUAACAACCACCAAGUCGCCCUCCUUCAUGGCAGCCUCCCUGCAUUUCUGCCAAUGCUGGACUACUGCGUUGCCAUUUUGGGCAGGGAGAGAGCCUGCCACCUGCCUGUGACACAGGAACUCCACACUGAGGGGAUCAACUACACCAGGAUUUCCAUCAGGGUAAGGCAAUUCUGUGGGGCUUGGGUUAAUCUCGGGGUAAGGCAAUUCUGCAGAGUAUGAGUUAACCUCAGGCUUGUAUACAGGGUGUGGUGGCACUGAGGGUUCAGGGAAAUCAAUUUCUGAAACCGCAUAAUGGCUGCCAUUCACACAAUUUAAUGGCCACCAUGAUUGUUCCCCAUGUGACCAGGUGCUCACAAGUUUCAGCAUAGCCGUCUUUGGUGGUAUCAAAAGGUCUCUGCCCCGCCGCUUGCCAGUCUGAUGAAAGGGGUCUGUUAAAGGGAAAAUCUUUAACAUUACUAGACACCCCAUGCAGCAGGGUGCUAAGUUUCACAUCAGCCAUAUUAAUAGAUUGCUGAUCGCCUUACCUGGUCCAAGUUCCUGCUUUGUUCCAGGGAUAUUCCACCUCCCAUAUUCUUUCCGCGGGUGUGAUGUUGCGUCCAGAUCACAGGGGUCGAUCGGCAUGUGCACCAGGAGUGGGCACACCCUACCGGCAGGGAGGAUUGCGGUUCGGCCACUGGCUGGGAUCCAGAGGACCAGGAGCAGCCCAUAAAUGUGGACCCAACGCCGAAGGAUCAGGGCAAAGGAAAAAAGGAAGGACUCUUUGCUUGCUUCUUUGAGCUGCUUUAUUUCUUUGCUGCACAGAAGCGGUGCCAGGGCAGCGCCACGUGGAAUCGGCAGUGCGGCACAGGAGUCAUUCUUUCCCACGGCAGGAGCAGCACUGAAGCAAGGCAGGUGACGCAACAUUUGUGGGCAGCGGCAGCAGUGGCCAUGAGGGCCGUGGUGGCUGCAGCAGCGAUCUCUCCUGCAGCAGGAGCCACAGCUGCACAGGUGGCAGCGAUCUCUCCCGCAGGAGGAGCGGAGCAGCUGAUGCCAAGCGGGUGUUCUUCUUUCUCAUGGCGGAGAGCAUUGCCAGCUGCAAAGAGCUGCGCCACGCGGGUGCGGGCAGGGCACAGGUGCUGGCAGGGCAUGGAAGCCACGCAGCUCAAAGAGGGGGCAGUGGUAGAGAGUGGGGAAACAGAGACAAACAGUGUCUUUUAUGGAGAGGGGGUGGAAUCCCGGGAGGGGACUGUGGCUACCUAGGAGGGAUCUGGGGGGAUAGAUGUAAACAUAGCCUAGAGCGGGAAAGUCACAGACCAAUGGUAGAAAGGAAGAAUCAUAACUGACAGCAAAUUCUCUAGAUAAAGGGCUGUAACAAGUCAUGACAGACAAUUUCCAGGGGCAAGAUUUUUGAGGAUAAACAGAGAAAAAUCUGGAAUUAUUAUAACUGCCACGGGGACAAACAACCCCAGACAGAGACAAAACAUACUCCUCAAACCCCCACUGCUAUAGGCAGGGAGAGAUCUUUAAACCCCACUGCCACACGGGUAUACUCACCUAUGCUAGUUGAGGUGCAUGCACUUUUGAUUCUUGAGUUCUUUCCCAAACUUUCCUGGAUCCGUUUCCCUGGAUCCCUCCCAGACUCUCCCCAGCCAGCCCAUCCCUUAACCCAGUGGGAGUUGCUACCAGGGCAAUAACACACACCCUGCACCACUUUAAAGGUCCUGAUUUGGGCUAGCCAUUCUGUAGCAAUGGGGAACAAAGUGACAUGAACCUCUUUAUGCAUCCAAAGGAGAUUGCUUUAUGGUAGAAAUCGCCCCUUUUUUAUACCUUUAAUCUCCACCUGACAUGACUAAAACCAAACCGAGGCCUAACAGAACUUAACAGAAAGGAGGUACCCAUUGGCUGGCUCAGCUGCAGUGCUGCUGUCCACACAUCCUAUCACCCAAUCAGCUUCCUGCUCAUACACUGUCCAUAUGUUCCUCCAGACAAUCACAACCUCACUCCCAGCUGUCACUCAGCUGACUCUCUCCUCACUCAUAACUGCCUCUCACCCCUCAACCAACUUCCAACCGUCUGGCCUGCUGCUGUGCCUUUCCCACAGGGCCUUCUGGUGAGCAUAAGCCUUACCAAUUUCAACAGUUUACCAGUUGUAUCAUAUCCCCCAAAAACCUCAUGUGCUUGUGUGAGCCUGGGCCACCCUUAGGGAACUACAGUUUUCUUCUGUUACAAGUCUCACUAGUGCCUGCCCUUUAGCUGAAGAAGAAAAAGCCUUGGCUGAUAUCUCUUGCCUUAUUUUAGUACAUGCAGCAUCAAGAUGUGUUGUUUGUGUCCUGCUGGCUGAAGCGCAGUUCCCCUGUAUUUUGUUUGCCAGACACUCAUAUUUGGAGCUUGACAUUGUCACCUCUAGAGCCACAUGGAUUAUGAAAAACUGCUAUCUUGAACUAGAGGAGAGAGGCUGUGCUAGUUUGAAAACAAACCAAUGGGAGAUCCCAGGUCAGAGCUACAGUUUAAUAGGGAAGGUAAAUAAAGGCAAGAAACACAGACUUAACCUGACAGAGUCAGGAUACAACCUGACACCCUGUUGGUCAUGGUGGUGAUAGUCCCGUUAAAUGGUGACUGCAGUCCUCUUGAAGUGAUAGAUGUGGUUCGGUUGAAGCAGUGAUCCUGUAGAAGGGUCUGGUCUUCCUCUGAAGGUCCAGUGGUGGUUAUGUAGCUCUUGUCCUCUGGGAAUCCAGUAGGUAGAGAUUCCUAUUUGGCUUCUGCUGAGCACAAGCCUGACCCACCCCAGAAGCUCUGCAGUCACUGCUGUGUUUUCAUGCUAAACUUACAAAGUCUGGUUCCCUGGCAAGGCUGAGGCCUCAGCCAAGGUCUAGACAAAACACAGCUCAAAUCUUCUGGCAGCAGGUGAGCAAGCUGAAGUCUCCUCAGCUUAUCCAGCUGCAGAGUCAGGCUUAGCAAGGGCCCUAUGAGCAUUAGACCUGACAUGACUCAUGUAACUACCUCAGUGACAGACCUCCUCCUUGUUACUGGAGCCUCAGGCAGUUCCGUGGGGUCCUUUCCUUCUUGGUCCCUGAAGGAAGACCUCCUCCUGGGGUAGCUUUAUCUCCCUGCAUGAAAAAAUUAUUGGGGUACACAAUCAGCAUAAUUAGUGUGAACUAAAGUAAUUUGAAAAAUUACUAAUUAAUUAAUCAACCAAAGGCUUGUAAGCAGAGCAGGAAAAUAUGUUUUUAAUUAUAAACACAAUUUAUGUAAGUUGAUGGACUCCCCUUUAAAUUCAAACUCCUGAAUGGGAGAAAAUGAAGGCUUAUUUAUUUGUGCUUUCAAGGCUUUAUCCCAGUUGCCUGGUUUUAACUUGGACUUCAAGCAAAAACUUGCAGCUGUGUGAGCCUGGAGCCAUUGGAGUGGCUCUUUGCCUUUCUUAAUGCUCUUAGUUUUGCUGGAGUAUUUAAGCAGUCAUUCAGCAGGGUCCAUGCUGGGCAGACGUGCUUUUGUUUCCUGUCCUCUUGGUGGUGUUCAGAAAGCAACAAGUUAAUGCCCUUGAAUUGAGCCAGGCCUCCUACAGACAGAUAGCGUUUGAGCUUACGUAACUAAUCCCUACCAGCUCCUCUUCUCUCAGAAGCUGCUGUUCUCCUGCCACUCCAGGACUUGCCUCCCACACAGCUCUGCUCAAGUGCCUUGGUUCUGACUUGCAGCAGCUUCUGCCAUUCCUACUUUGGACCUGCUGAGCAGACUGGGUUGUUCAAGCUUUCCAUCAUGUUCAAAGGAAAUUUCCACAUUAACUUUUACCGUGCUGAAAAAAUAAGUUUAGUGCCAUUAGUGUUUUGGGAGUUUUUUCCCCCUCUUCCUUCUUAGCAGAGUAAUGUUAACUCUAAAGCCUUUCUAAGCAUUUCUGCUCUGAUUUUGUUCCCAGCAUUCCAAGUCUUGUGGCCUGUGGCUUACAGGCAAUGCCAGUGUGGCCUGAUGAACCUCCCAGACAGAGGAGAUGAUUUCAUAGUUCUUCAUAUGCGCUGCCCCGGCGAUCUUGGAGCCAGGCAUUGUUACACUUUGGAAAAUCUGGUCCUCAGUCUUGCCAGAAGAUGGUGAAUUGCCUUGGAGUUUCAUAGAAUGUUUUGACUGGAAGGGAACUUUUUCAUCACCUGUUGUGACCCCUCAAAUAAUCCUUUCAUGUAGGGAUAAUGGUGUCAAGCCUGUGACUUUGAUUUGGACUUGGAGCUAUUACUUCAGAAAGGACUUUGAUCCAGCUGUGGUGCUGAGGGCUCCCUUCACUGCCUCCAGUGAAGGGCAAAGAAGCUUUUGCCUCCCCAGGUACAUAAUUCUCAGAACAUUAUGGUUUCACAGACAGGCUGUGAAUUGGGAGGCAGGAGGGAGCGGGGGAGGUGAUGUGAACAAGGGGCUGCGGGGUAUUUCUGAUGCUGUCACUUCAAAAUGAAGUAAAUUGUAAAUUCCACUGCGAAUCAGAGCUUUCACCUUAUCUUCCUGACAGCACAGUAAAGUGAGAACAGCAGUCAUCCAUAGUGAUUUGGAUUGUUACAACAAGGGUCAUCAAUCCAUAGUGAUUUGGAUUGUUACAACAAUGGUCAUCAAAAAAUUCUUUUGACCAGGCGUAUGUGAGAUCAGACACAAUUAUCUGCUCUCCCAAAUAAUUCUGCUCUGCCUUCUUUGGAUAUGCCACCACCAUUUCUAAUCUGCAGUGAGUUCUAGAGCUCUGGAAUAAAUGAAACCUGAUUAUUUUCAAUAGAAGUGUGAGCAGAGGAAAUCUCCUUGAGCGCACACCAGCAGCUUUUGGCAGUGUAUCAUAACGAAAGCUGGAAGAUCUUCUUGCUGUCAUUGGCAUUGGGAUGAACUCUGGCUUGUCCCCACUGGAUUCCCUACAGGAAUUGCAGCCCCAAACUGAACUUAACUGUUUUUUCUGAGCACUGCUGAAAGAUGCACAUGUUUUACUGCCUAGAAGUGAGGAUGGGGCUGCAGGGAUCAAGUUAUUACAGGAUUUGGGGAUCAUCCUUCCAUCUCUGUAAACACAGAUGAAGAGAAACUGAGUCAUGCAGUCUUUGUUCUGGUAAGUCAGCAGGAUCUGAUUUGUCAGUCAGAGAAGUGCCACCAUUAUUGGUUUGUUGCCAUAUUGGGGAAAAUUAAUCCUUGAGAGAGGAUGCCACAAUCAGGAACAUUUUUGCUAUUGUUACUAUUUCUCUUCCUUGAUGGGGGUGCCUGGCACACAUUCUUGUGUGUAGUGACCCUAGACACUGACUUCAACAGAAGUUCUGAUUUUAACUGUGUUUCAGGGCAAGAUAGAAAUUAUCAGGAAAAUGACGAUUAGGAGGAAUUUUUUUGAGGACCCUCCUGCAAAGUGAGGUGUUCUGGAGGAAAGGAGUUGUCAGCUCUGUGCUUUACCAGCAAAGCUCUGGAGUUCAUGCUUUUAGCUCUUGCUGAAGGCAGUGAGUUCCUGUGUGUGACUGCCUGGCUGAAUGGGAGCUUGUUUUGCUUAAAAAGUGGGGCACAUUGCAGGAAAUUACUUUUGUAGGCAGCCCUGAGUGCUAAUCUGAACUAAAUAGGAAACAGCAUGAGUCAGAAGAGCAUGAGCCAGGCCUGGACACUUGGCUGGAACACAGGCAGGGAAAGGCAAGGCAAUCUGAGCCAUGUGUGCCUCGGCUUUUCUCUCCUGCCCAGGGAUUGUAUGGCAGAGCAGUUGUCAUGCCAGUGAAGGCUUUUAUUCUUGGUCUUUGACCCAUAGUGGGGAUGAGCAGGAAAUGGCAGCGGUUGGAAAGCAGUGAUGGCAAAGCUCACUGGCAAGUCUUACAUGUCAGCACCUGCCAGCAGCUCCCAGCCUGUUGGCAGUUUCCAGGAAAGAAGAAAAUCCUGAUGAGGUUUGGACCCUGCUGUUUUAAACUGUGCUUUCUGGUGUUAAACCUAAAAAGCCCUCACUGCAAGUACAAACAUAGCAUGGGAUCAGCAUGUUGAUUUUGGGGUGGAGCGUGACUGUUGUAUUCAGGUUAUCUUUGGAUAAGGACCCUUGUAGCUCUUGUAAUUUCAUGUUAUGUGGAAGUUACGGAGUUCUGGGGGAUUGCCAAAUCUUUGGAAUAUGAAACUUACUUUCAGCUCCUGGGAAGUGGGAAGCUGCUGUUGGUAGUCCCUGGUCGCAUGGGCCAAGCACAUAUCUCUGUGCUGUGUGUGGAACACAAAGGGAUAAGCUCAGGUGCAACGAGAAAGGUACCACCUUUCCCCGGGGUCACUGGAUGUAGUUUUCCUCAUUUGGAGAUUAAAUUGCCUGAUCUCCCUUCAGACUCCUUCUUUAUCCCUGGGACCGGGCUUAAGGCAAGCUGCAUAUCCCCUUCACCUGGGGAGCAGUACCUGUGCAGGGCCACCUCACUGCACUCUGUAAUUACACAGCCACACAGCCACAUAGUUUUUUUCCACUUUUUUGUUCGGUGCCAACAGUGGAUGUGAAGAGGUCAAUGGAGGUUAUACAGAAAAUUAAAUCUUGACUUUUCCACAACUGCAAGUGACUUCUUUCCUACUGAGAUGAGCCUUGUUAGGAAGGUUGGAAUGUAUUUGCAGACAUUCACAAAGAGACUAAAUAUACUUAGAAAAAAGUGUGUGCAGUAACUCCAGCUUUACAAUAGGAUGUUGAUUUAAUUUUCCUCUUACACAAAUCUUGGAGCAGUUUGUCUAAAUAAGCCUUUCCAAAGCCCUGUAAGGUAGAAUGUUAUUAUGUGAAACAACUGAGGCACAAACUCAGACCGGCAAGGAAUCAGAAUAAUCAGAAUCGUUUGUUCAAAGAAACAAGCUGGUUUUAUACACUUCUUCAAGACACAGUAUUUCCUAAUAUGGUAAUUCUCACUAAGCAACCUAUCACCCAUUGCCACGUCAGCAACACGCUUUCUUAAUAUCCUUCUGUGGGGUGGUCACGGCUGUUCACCCGUCUGUCAGCUUCUGGCAGGCUCCUCUCUGCAGGGCUCUGCCACGUGGGACCUCCUCCCACCAAGGUCAGGCAGAGACGAGCCUCUCUGUGCUGCCAUGUGCUUCUUUGUGCUCCAAUGCGCUCCUGCAGGUGCAUGCCACAGCCUGCAGCUCAACAUCCUGUCUCUGACCACAAUUCCCUCUUUUUUGUUUUAUACAAACAAGAAUCACUAAACAAAACACUCCCAACAUUAGAACAUUCCAACAUUGGCCCACAACCCAAACCAAACAAGCUCCAUUCAUCUUGUUCUUUAAGCUUCCCCAUGAGCUGAUCAUAAAGCCAGAACAACCAAGGCUGGUUGGAUCACUCUUGCAGGAACCCAUUGUUAGAAAUGAUCAAUUCUGCAGACAAAUUUAUAAAAAAUAUUUUACAAAUUUAUUAGAUCUACAACCAAAAAAUAGAAUAUUAUAAAAACGCCACAGCCAAGACAGCGUCAACCCCGGACUUUGACGCUGGGUGAACUUGGGACAGACCAACGUAAUGUCAGCGUCUCCCCAGAGUGUCACACCAACUGCUCCAGGUAUCCAGCUUAUAUACAGUUUAUUCUGCCUGGAGCAGAAAUGACCUAAGAUUUCUGUAAGUUCCUACAUAUGUAUAACGGGAACUAUACAGAUGCAGUCCCGUACAAAAGUCAGUCCAUAGGUUUGGAUGGCUGUCUGGGCUCCUCGAAAUUGUCUUCCUUUUAGCUGUAGCCAGGACGUCUGUUUCUCGAUGUAAUCUCUCCCAGGUGUUGUUUGGUGAAUGUUCUGGACAUUCCUGGGAAAUGGUCAAUGAUCGCCCAGGAAAGACUCAUUCACUCGUUAAUGGUCAUGAUUUUAUCUGGGCAAGUCCGGGAAAUCUUUUGAAAAUGAAAAGCCCUGCUUCUGGCCAUGGGGGUCGGAUGCAUGGUUGGAUCUCUAUAAUUUUUAUACAAUUUCCAAAGCAUGAAUUAUCUACAUCAUGUACUACACCCAUCAUGGACUGGAAUCUGUGAAAACACAAGCAUUACUUUGCCCCCAGGUUAUCAAUGGAAAGGGUCCAAUCUUGACUGGGAGGGUUUCCCCAAAAUAUCUACAAGCAAACCUUUAUUAAUGUAACCAAAAGAAUGCAUAUAAAUUAUAUUAAAUAAUUAUCUUACAACUAAAUUCCUUCAUAAAAACUCUAUGUAUUAAUGCUGUCUGGAUCCAGAAAUAUACUACCAUCACCCAGUUAACCUUAAACCUAAUUAACAGUCAUGUCAAAAUCUACAGCUUAGCGAUAAUUUAAAGUUAGUUUUUAACAAGACAAAAAAAAUACUUAAAAAUACAGGAGCAUCCAUAACAAAAAGCAAUUAGAGCAAUCCAGGGGGUCACAACGUGGUGUGGUAAAAAAGCAGUCUUUGAGAUAGAUUCCAGGCUUGUGGCAACAUUCUAAGUAACAAAAACAGGAUAGUUUCACAGACCAGCAGCAGGAACUUUAUGCCAAGCUUGCAGACACCCCUGCAGAAGAUGGCGGCCUAGUCUCCCUGGGUAAACCCUGCCUUGUGCAGGGAGCAGGGAUGUGGCACUGCACCUGCCAGUGCCACCAGACUACUUGGGUCACUUUCUUACUGCCCACAUGCAGAGAGCUGCCCACAUCCCACCAGACCUGCUCUGUCACUGGCGCAGGGUUUGCUGCCAUCCCCUGGCUGUGUCAUAUGCUUGCCAGCAUGGCACAGCCCUGCCAUGUGCCCAUCACCAUGUGCUUGGCACCUUGCACUCACCACUGCCGCUACAGCGCUGUGCCCCUUCGGCUCCCCACGCCAUCCUGCUGCUGCUGCUGUGACACUCUUGCAGAGGGCAAACAGAGAGGGAACACGGUAUGGCCCACCUGGCUCCAGCUGCUCACUGCAGCUUGGCUCCACCUGAUGGCACAGGGCAGAGCAAGCACUUCUAGGAUACCAUCAGGGUCCCCUCCAGAAUUAAAUGGGUCGGGGAACCAGAAGCCAUCUUCUGGUUCUCCUCCAUCAGCCCCAACAGACAUACGGUAAUUUGCUGGCAGUGCAGAAAGGGUCAGCACAGCUCCUGCAGUGGCACAAGUGUCCUUCAUUGUCCAGUUUGCGGGUGCUGCAUCACCAUGAGUGCCUUGCACACAGUCCACCAUAGAUGCAAAAGCUUUGUCAGCACUGCAUUGACCUGCAUAACUCAGUCCCACAAUGCAUGCCCAAAAGUCUCCCGUGUCCCAGGGUCAAAAAUAUUGGUGUCAUCUAAAGUUGAACCGUAGUCUUUUGCCCAGAAGAAGAGUCUGUCCAAAUCUGUAGGUUCAACUUUCCUGGCGUGCUUUUUUAAAAUCUCUUCUAACGUCUCUGCAACGUUCUGUUCAUUGCCCAUCAUUCUCAGCUGCUACCCUCAGUCUUGCAGAAAAGUUUAUUGGCACCAUGAGCUUCAUUUCAGCUCCUAAGCUUCAUUUCAGCUCCCAGGCUUUUCAGCCACCUGUAAAGUUCAGCUGAGUGUUACUACCAGUGCAACCACUAGUUGCCUAUCAAGUCCCAAUGAGAUGCCAUUUGGGAUGCCAUUUUUAACAACUGAGGCACGGACUCAGACCGGCAAGGAAUCAGAAUUGUUUAUUCAAAGAAACAAGCUGGUUUUAUACACUUCUUCAAGACACAGUAUUUCCUAAUAUGGUAAUUCUCCCUAAGAGAAUUCUCAUUAUCACCCAUUGCCACGUCAGCAACACGCUUUCUUAAUAUCCUUCUGUGGGGUGGUCACGGCUGUUCACCCGUCUGUCAGCUUCUGGCAGGCUCCUCUCUGCAGGGCUCUGCCACGUGGGACCUCCUCCCACCAAGGUCAGGCAGAGACGAGCCUCUCUGUGCUGCCAUGUGCUUCUUUGUGCUCCAAUGCGCUCCUGCAGGUGCAUGCCACAGCCUGCAGCUCAACUCCAUCCUGUCUCUUCCCACAGUUUUGCCCAUUUUAUGCAAGAGAAAGAAAAGCAGGGGGCAAUCCCUGUUGAGAAUAAAGUCCUCUAGUAUUCUGGGAAUCCAAGAGUGAGCAAGUACAGGCAAGGACUUGCUGGCACAUUCAGGAGGAUCACAUUGUUCAAAAUCCUUGCAGAACCAGCAGACGUUUCCAGUAGUGUGUGCUUUGGGAUCUCAGAGAUCUUUCUUUCCUACCUGCAAGGUUGUUUCCUAUCAGCUAGCCCAUGGCAGCUGCGCAGUUCCAGUGGCUGUACAAUUCCAGGUGCCUGCACACAGCUCCCUUUCUCCUCCAAUAGCAGGACACACGUUGCCUUGGAUCAGGGCUCUGGGGCUGCACAUGGCUUGCUGCUUCUGUGAAGGCUGAGUGACCUCUAUGAUUUCCUACUGGGUUUGGGUAUCAAAGCCUCCCUAAUGGGAUACCUGAAGGUAUAGAGAGAGGGAGGGGCAGGAACAACCUCAGAGAUAAACUCCAUUGUGUAGGAGGGUACAGACUCUGGAAUGGCCUCAGGAGGGAGUCAGGCAAUGGUGUGUUAUCUUUGAGGCACUCAAAUCUCAAAUACCAGUUGUCUCCCUAAGGAAAAUGAGGAAAGACACUUUUAAUGUUCCUAGUGUGGCAGAAGCCCUACCCUUAAUAGACAAGAAUCCACACAAGGGCAACAUGUUUUGAAUGGACAAGUUUUGAAUGCCCCAAACCUAGAAAAAUCUUCACUGGCAGUUCAUGCCUCAUUAGGUCUAACAAUAUCUGCUGUGCAGACAAGGGAAGGCCUCUUCAGGAUGUGAUGCAUGGUGGUAACAUCAUCCCAUGAUGCUAAAAUCUUAAAAAGCCUGUUGACUGUUGUACUCUUGUGGGUUUUGGUUGGGGUUUUUUUUUCCCCCAGUGCUAUAAAAUGUCUGGAUUUGAGAUCACUUAUGCCAGCUUUUACGUUUUAAAGAUUCAGGCUAUUUGUUGUUUUUCUCCAGCCCUCAGCUGCCUGUGUCCUAGUAUCACUGAGGACUCUCAGCUCUUCCGUGGUGUACCUUAUAUCAGUAGAUUUCCAGACCUUAGGGCAGUUCAGAAAUGCUUGGGAAAAUACAGUUAGUGUAUUCACAAGCCUGGAAAGCAGAGACAAAGGAAAGCCACCAAAAACACAUUAAAAAGAUCAGAAUCUUCUGACAUUUUAUCUUUUCAAAAUUGAAGGCAGAAGGAACUUGUUAUAUGCUCUGUUAAAAUCUCUAUAAAAUCUUACCUAACUUUGGUCUAAUCUAACCUGUUAGCAGAGAAGCUGUGAUGGGAAGGCAGGGCUUGCUGCUGUUUUGCUGAGUGUGCUGUGCUUGUGGAGGGGAGCUCCAAGCUUCAGUGACAAAGAAAAUGGCUGUGGCAGCUGAGUGGUUCUUCAAAACAUGAUACAAGUGAUGUGUAUUAGGCAUAUUACUGACAUCCACGGAGGCUGAGAAGAGGAGAGCUACCACAGUAAUGUAAUCAGAGACAUUAACACUGGUUGAUGGCAGACCUGGAGAGCAGGAUGUGGACAGGAGAGACCUGGCAGAGCUGAUGCUGGCAGAGAGCUGGCUUGUCCCCAUGGAUGAGAUAAUAUUUGGACAGCCAUGUGUAUGCUCUGUUGCUCAUAACGAGCUCCUCUGAAAGGACCCAACCUUAGGGACUCUUAAAAAGUUAAUGAGCAAAAGGGAAAACAGAAUAGUUUCAUACAUCACUCAGGUGUGGGCUGGAAGGAGGAGUUUUCCUGCAUGAGAAUUCUUGGAGGUCCAAAUAGUCUCUUGUCAUGCUGGGCCAAAAUGUGAAACACUCAGAAAUUGCUCCCUAACUGUAAUAUGAUGGGAAAAAUCCAGUUGAGGUCAAUAAAAUCUUGAUUCCUAACCUUA
Molecule: messenger RNA, 19770 nt
Organism: Serinus canaria (Common canary)
Lineage: Eukaryota; Metazoa; Chordata; Aves; Passeriformes; Fringillidae
Product: tRNA N(3)-methylcytidine methyltransferase METTL2-like
Exons: 9
Coding region: 74-1192 (372 amino acids)
Molecular function (GO): tRNA (cytidine-N3)-methyltransferase activity
Source: RefSeq, a predicted model, not a curated record